GGGGGUGGGGGCACAGAUGAGCUCGGGCGGGCAGGCGCGCGGACUCCGGCACCACCUGCUGCAAAGCUCGGCUAGGAAGGCGAAAAACAGCACAGCGGCGUCCUGGGAAUAUGCAAGUUCUUCAGCUUCAGCCGCCAACUCCGGAGGCACCGCGCUCGGCCCAGGAGAGCCGGCGAGAGGAGCGGGACCCGCGAGCUGCGAGCCCUGCGCGGGCGAUGCGGGCGCCGAGGGCGACACCUGCGGCUCCUCUCGGCGGCGGCCGUCGCCUGGGCGGCAGCAGCGCGGGCCCCAGCAGCCUCGGCAGCCACCGCCGCUGCGGCCCGGGCCGCCCUCGCUUCGGUCGCCGCCUCUGAUGCGCCUGCCCGCUCCCUGCCCCGCGGCUCCGGGAGGAUGUGGGUCCUCGGCAUCGCGGCAACUUUUUGCGGACUGUUCUUGCUUCCAGGCUUUGCGCUGCAAAUCCAGUGCUACCAGUGUGAGGAAUUCCAGCUGAACAACGACUGCUCCUCCCCUGAGUUCAUCGUGAAUUGCACGGUGAACGUUCAAGACAUGUGUCAGAAAGAAGUGAUGGAGCAAAGCGCGGGGAUCAUGUAUCGCAAGUCCUGUGCAUCCUCGGCCGCCUGUCUCAUCGCCUCUGCGGGGUACCAGUCCUUCUGCUCCCCAGGGAAACUGAACUCAGUGUGCAUCAGCUGCUGCAACACGCCUCUGUGCAACGGGCCGCGGCCCAAGAAAAGGGGCAGCUUUGCCUCUGCCCUCAGACCCACGCUCCCCACGACCGCCCUGCUCCUCAAAUUAGCCCUCUUCUUGGCACACUGCUGAAGCCGAAGGAGCUGGCAGC
Chinchilla lanigera (long-tailed chinchilla) is the source of this 835-nucleotide messenger RNA. It is a transcript of the gene Lypd1, whose product is annotated as LY6/PLAUR domain containing 1. The record is from RefSeq and is a predicted model, not a curated record. Gene Ontology annotation, biological process: acetylcholine receptor signaling pathway. Bases 391 to 816 code for a protein of 141 amino acids. The transcript has 4 exons. NCBI's taxonomy places the organism in Eukaryota, Metazoa, Chordata, Mammalia, Rodentia, Chinchillidae. Gene Ontology annotation, molecular function: acetylcholine receptor inhibitor activity.